Exophiala spinifera is the source of this 843-nucleotide messenger RNA. RefSeq lists its product as uncharacterized. The transcript has a single exon. Bases 1 to 843 code for a protein of 280 amino acids. The record is from RefSeq and is a predicted model, not a curated record. Gene Ontology annotation, biological process: chromosome segregation. NCBI's taxonomy places the organism in Eukaryota, Fungi, Ascomycota, Eurotiomycetes, Chaetothyriales, Herpotrichiellaceae. Gene Ontology annotation, cellular component: kinetochore; Mis6-Sim4 complex.
AUGCCACCGCCAAACGAGCAUCAGAUCCUAACGUCCUACCUGCUCCACCCGUCUCCCUUGCCCACCAUCCUCCCCUACACGUCUUUCCAAUCGCUCUUCCCAUCCGCGACGAGUCGGACGCACACAGACCUCAAACCUUUCUACCGCCAUCUCCAAUCGCAGCGCGACAGCACACUCGACGACAUCCGGCGCCGCAUCCGAGAGGAAUGCCGAAGCAGCACAUCCCUGGCGGCCCGUCUCGCGCGACAGAUCAGAAGGGAAGAACAAUCGGAGAAGCCGACGUCUCGAAAACGCAAGCGCUCUGCCCCCCGCCGCCGCCGCCGCGACGACGCCUCGGACGCCGCAGCAGCAGCAGCAGCAUCCUCAUCAUCACCAUCAUCAGACCCGGAAUCCGAAGAUGCUCGCGUCAUGAAAUCCGACGCCGACGACGACGACAGCGACACAGACGCGGCCGCCGAGACGACUGACCAGGUCGAACAAGACCUGGACGCCCGCCUGCACGGACCGCACGGCUCGACGCUCCCUUCAACCACGGCCAGACAGAACCACGGCGCGACGUCGCUUCUUGACGCAAUGAAGAAGGCGGGUUCCGAGCUUGAAGAUGAGAUAGCGUCUCUCGAAGCCCAGAUCGCCGCCGCCCGCGCCCAGUGCGAAGAUAGGAUAGGCAACCUGAGCGAUUUGCGAUAUGGACGCUUCGCCCAAAGCCGCGUCGGCGGACAGGACGGUGGAGAUGGACACGACGGCACGGCAACGUCGCGGCAACAGGAACAACAGCAACAGGGGAUCGAGAAGGACGUGGUCGAUGCCCUCGCCGACUUUCGGGCACGGUUGCAGACUGUGUGA